GCAUAUGAGCAGAGAGCCCGAGAGAAAGUAAGCAUGAACACAGACAAGCGAACCAGCUCGGACUGAACAGAAAGGGAGCAAAUUGGAUCGCAAGGGAAUUCAGCCUUCUAGUCCGGAUUUUUAAAAUACAUAAAACAUUUUAAUGGACUUCUGAGAGCUACCACGCCGUCUUUACAAACAGGACAAUGUGAACGCAUAGUGUCUGAUGAAGUAAUUAUUGCAAAAUAAAAAAUAAAAAAAUAAAAAGAAGAAGACAACGUUUCGGACAACUUUUACAUUUUAACAGACUGAAAUUUACAUAUCAGCACACUACCCGCCUGGAUAUCUGGGCAUUGAGAUGGUGCAAUGUCCCGAGGAAUAUUCCCACGCGUUAAACUUUGCUGGAUGUUGGUAACUGUUGCGCUGCUGGUAAAAGUUUCUGGCGUAAAGACCCAUAGCUGUCAUGAAGUCAAAACUACUUUUCAGAUGCGUCAGAUCGGCCCAUUGAAAUGGGUACCUGAAACACCUGGAACAGAUGCAGACCUGCAGAUCUGCAAACACAAGGGCCCCACCUGCUGCACUCGCAAGAUGGAGGAGAGCUACCAGGUGGCUGUGCGGAGGGAGACGCUGCAGAACAUCCGCUCCUACAGCUUUGAGCUCAAGUACCUCAUCGUAGGCCACAUCUCCUCCUUCCAGGACACGUUCCAGUCCCUGGUGUCCUUCACCAUGAACCACACCAGCGACCUGUUCGACAGCACGUACGAGGCGCUGUCGGAGGACGCUGGCUCCCACGUGAGCGAGCUCUUCACCGACAUCGCCCUCUUCAUCCACGGCGCCAACGUGUCGGUGGAGUCGGCCGUGCAGCGUUUCUACGACGACCUGUUCCCGCUGGUGUACGCGCGGCUGGUGAACCCGGGCAUGGCGGCGCUGUCCGCCGAGCUGGCGGAGUGCCUGCGGAUGACGCGGCAGGACGUGAACCCGUUCGGGCCCCACCCGCGCGCGCUGGCGCAGGAGCUGACGCGGGCCCUCAGGGCGGGCCGGGGCCUGAGCCAGGCCCUGGCCGUGGGGGCCGAGCUGCUGAACGCCACGGAGUACGCGGCUCUCUCGCGGGACUGCGCCCGGGCGCUGGUGCGCAUGCAGUACUGCUCGCACUGCCGCGGCCUCACGCUCAUCAAGCCCUGCGUGGGGUACUGCCUCAACGUCAUGCGCGGCUGCCUGGCCGCCCUGUCCGAGCUGGACCAGCCCUGGAGGCGCUACGUCUCCGUGCUGGAGGGCCUCACCGACUCCCUGGCCGGGGCUCACGACCUGGAGCUGGCCCUGCUGGGCAUCCGCAACCAGAUCAACGACGCCGUGCUGUACACCCAGCUGCACGGGCCCCGCCUGUCCGCUAUAGUGGAUAAGGUGUGCGGGCAGCUGACAGAAGCAGCACCUGCUACCACCGCAGGCCCUCCCCCUGUGACGGUGACCCCGGUGACCCCAGUGACCUCCACCCCUGCCUCCACCUCUCCCCAACCUUCGGACCACCCCCAGCAGGGCCAGUUGGCUCACUUGAGACGCUCACUACCUCUGAAACCCUCCAAGAACGAUAAACCUAGAAGUCUGAAAAAGAUCUCUAGGGAGUUCAUGGGAUACAUCCAGCGCUACAAGUCGUUCUUCGCAGCGCUGCCAGAGAUGCUGUGCGAGGGGGAGAUGGUGGUGGACGACUUCUCCUGCUGGAGCGGAGAGGACGUGGUGCAGAGUUAUUCGGGUCGCGUGGUGGGGAACGGCCUUCAGGCCCAGAGGCAGAACCCGGAGAUGAAGGUGCGGGGUCCGGACUCUAUCCUGCUGGAGGUGAAGGACCGUCUGGAGCGCUUUAACCAGGAGAUGCAGGGAAAGACCCCCCAGGAGAGGGACAGGGGGGCGUGGCUGGAGACAGGAAGUGGGACGCCGGAGGGCAGCGCAGACUGCGAUGACGAGGACGGUUGCCAGGGCUCCGGGGAUGAAGCAGAGGUUCACGGAGAGAGGGGCGGAGACUCCGUCGUGGGGAAGGAGCCCGGGUCGGACACGCCCCGCCGGACGCCCCCGCACGCCCCGCGGCCCAAGGACGCGGUCAAGGUCACAGGUCACGCUCCGGCGUUCGCCCCCGGCCUGACGCUGCCCGCCGUCUGCCUCCUGGCGGCGCUACACUGGCGCCCGCACUGAUCCGGACCCCGUCGCGGCCCCGCCUCCUCCCUGCAGAGACCACGCCUUCGGAGCUCAGCUCAGCGCGGGACUGG
Molecule: messenger RNA, 2234 nt
Organism: Conger conger (European conger)
Lineage: Eukaryota; Metazoa; Chordata; Actinopteri; Anguilliformes; Congridae
Gene: gpc5b
Product: glypican 5b
Exons: 9
Coding region: 346-2160 (604 amino acids)
Biological process (GO): positive regulation of canonical Wnt signaling pathway; cell migration; regulation of protein localization to membrane
Cellular component (GO): cell surface; plasma membrane; extracellular region
Source: RefSeq, a predicted model, not a curated record